AUGCUCGGUAUUCUCUCCGAGCUCCAAACAUUUUCACAAUCCUUCUGCGCGUUAUCAAGCACAUCAAGCAUCCUAACACAUCAACCCACCAUGAGCUUUCAACAUUUCCAUCCUGCCUUCAAGGAGAUCACAGGACAAAACCCAGAAAUCAAACCCCACCUUGAAAACGAGUACCCUUUCGCCCACGAAGCUGGCGUGUAUAUCCCCUCCAAAGACCAACUCUUCAUCACCAGCAACCUCAUCACAAAAAACAACCACCAACGAAUUCAAAUCUCAAAAAUCCAGUUAAAUGACACCAAAUGUACCCAAGAAGAGAUUCACCCAGACAUCCCCAUGGGAAAUGGCGGCGUUAACUAUCAAGAUGGCGUGCUAUUCUGCAGCCAGGGAACACUCGACCGACCCUCUAGUCUAAUAUACAUGGAAAUCGAAGUCCCAUACAAGUGCACAACCAUUCUCGACAGUUUCUACGGUCGGCAGUUCAAUUCAAUCAACGACGUGGUUAUCCAUAGCGAUGGGUCAAUUUGGUUCACCGAUCCUAUUUAUGGAUUCAAGCAGGGGUUUCGUCCGAAACCCGAGUUGCCGGUGCAGGUUUAUCGGUAUGACCCAGUUACGAAGGCUGUGCGUGUUGUGGCGGACGGGUUUGGGAGACCGAAUGGGAUUUCCUUCUCGCCUGAUGAGAAGGUUGUUUAUGUAACCGAUACGGAUGCUGUUCAGGGAGAUGGAAACAUAGAAUUGAGUCGCGCAGCUACUAUUUAUGCAUUUGAUGUUGUACACUAUCAUGGACAGCCAUUUCUGACGAAUCGCCGUGUCUUUGCCAUGGCAGAUAAUGGUAUUCCGGAUGGCAUCAAAUGCGAUCUUGAGGGCAAUGUGUACAGUGGCUGUGGUGAUGGGAUUCAUGUCUGGUCGCCGGGUGGUGUGCUUCUGGGCAAGAUGCUUAUUCCCGGUGGCGUUGCCAAUUUCUGCUUCGAGAAACCCGGGAAGAUUUUGGCUUUGAAUGAGACGCGAUUGUGGCGGAUUUCUCUCGCUCCAUCUCGUCGGGGAGCUCUGCUCGGAAUUUGA
Penicillium odoratum is the source of this 1059-nucleotide messenger RNA. RefSeq names its product SMP-30/gluconolactonase/LRE family protein. The coding region runs from base 1 to 1059 and encodes 352 amino acids. The record is from RefSeq and is a predicted model, not a curated record. NCBI's taxonomy places the organism in Eukaryota, Fungi, Ascomycota, Eurotiomycetes, Eurotiales, Aspergillaceae. The transcript has 3 exons.